Anoplopoma fimbria (sablefish) is the source of this 2250-nucleotide messenger RNA. RefSeq names its product DEAD (Asp-Glu-Ala-Asp) box polypeptide 52 (gene ddx52). The transcript is spliced from 15 exons. Lineage: Eukaryota; Metazoa; Chordata; Actinopteri; Perciformes; Anoplopomatidae. Bases 6 to 2171 code for a protein of 721 amino acids. Gene Ontology annotation, cellular component: 90S preribosome. Gene Ontology annotation, biological process: maturation of SSU-rRNA. The record is from RefSeq and is a predicted model, not a curated record. Gene Ontology annotation, molecular function: nucleic acid binding; ATP binding; RNA helicase activity.
GGUGGAUGAUGCGGAUGUUGACUAGUGAUGUCUGGAUGCGCACAGACCACGCUGCUGCAGGAAUGGACGCCUUCGAGUUGUUUCGGAAGCUCGGAGCUGGAGCUAAAUUUGACCUGAAGAGGUUUGGUCAAGACGCUGCUCGGUUUAAGGUCGCCAGAUCUCACGUAGGAGAAGCGUCCUCAAAUGCUUUAUCUGCGAUCGAUUACUUUGGCACAGGAUUAACCAGUACAUCCCAGAGCAGUUCUCCAGGACUGGAUGAUGAGGAUGAGGAGGAGGAGGAGGAUGAUGAUGGUGGUGGUGGUGAUGAUGAUGAUGAUGAUGAUGAGGUUGGAAGUGAAAGUGGAGAUUCUGGUGAAGGGGGCAAAAGGAAGCAGAUGGAUGAAGAGAGAGACCUGAGCACAAAAAAGAAAAGGACCAAAAGCAACCAGGUGGAAGCUGCUGGCGGACAACUGAAAGACAUGAGGGGAAGCGGCAUCACCUGGACCUCCUCAUUAGACAGAACCAUCCAAACUCUGCCGAGUGAUGGGAAGGAGAAAUCCUCACUGAAGAGGCUGAAGCAUCUUCAUCAGGAAAAGGUCAAUCGUAUUCGCUCUCAACACCGGAUAAACGUGCACGGCUGUGACGUACCUGACCCUGUGUGCACGUUUGAGGACCUCCAAUCCGAGUAUCGUCUCAACCCACGUGUCAUUCAGAACCUCAAAGAGGCAGGCCUGAACUCCCCGACGCCCGUACAGAUGCAGGCGAUACCGCUCAUGAUGCAUGGUCGGGACCUCCUGGCCUGCGCUCCCACAGGAUCAGGAAAGACUUUGGCUUUCUGUCUCCCGCUGCUCGCCCAACUGCAGCAGCCGGCCAACCUGGGCUUCAGAGCUGUGGUCAUCUCCCCGACCAGAGAACUGGCCAACCAGACCUACAGAGAGCUGCUCCGCAUGUCAGAGGGAGUAGGAUUUAGAGUUCACAUCAUAGACAAAGCCUCUCUGGCAGCCAAGAAGUAUGGACCACAGUCAAACAAGAAAUACGAUAUCCUAGUCAGUACUCCAAACAGACUCGUCUUCCUUCUCAAGCAGGAUCCUCCAGCUCUCGACCUCAGCAGUGUGGAGUGGCUGGUUGUGGAUGAGUCCGAUAAGCUGUUUGAGGGCGGUAGGACCGGCUUCAGAGAGCAGCUAGCCGCAGUUUUUCUGGCCUGUUCUGGAUCAAAGGUGCGGAGGGCUUUCUUCAGCGCCACGUGCACACAAGAUGUAGAGCAGUGGUGCCGUCUGAACCUCGACAACCUGGUGUCUGUCAACAUUGGACACAGAAAUACGGCAGUUGAAUCGGUGGAACAGGAGCUGCUGUUUGUCGGGACGGAGAACGGCAAACUGGUGGCCAUGAGGGAUAUCAUCAAAAAAGGUUUCCUGCCUCCCAUGCUGGUGUUUGUGCAGUCUAUAGACAGAGCACGGGAGCUUUUCCAUGAGUUGGUGUACGAAGGCAUCAAUGUAGACGUGAUCCAUGCAGACCGCACACAGCAGCAGAGGGACAACGUAGUGAACAGUUUCAGGUCUGGUAAGAUUUGGGUGUUGAUCUGCACGGCUCUGCUUGCCAGAGGAAUCGACUUCAAAGGAGUCAACCUCGUGCUGAACUACGACUUCCCCACCAGCUCUGUGGAGUACAUCCACCGCAUUGGUCGGACUGGUAGAGCUGGACAUCAGGGGAAGGCCAUCACCUUCUUCACAGAAAAUGACAAGCCACUGCUCCGCAGCAUCGCUAAUGUCAUAAAACAAGCUGGCUGUCCUGUACCCGACUACAUGAUUGGCUUCAAAAAAAUACACAGUAAAGAGAAACGGAGACUUGAGAAGAAACCCCCCACAAGGAGCACCAUUUGCACAACUCCUCGCUUCUUAAUGAAGACGAAAGGCAAAGCACCCAAUAAAGGACCGAAAGGAGAGAAGAAGGCAGCGGGUGGAGAGCAGAAAGGGGGAAAGGGAUCUCAAACAGCGGUGCAGCAGCAGAAAGGAGAAAAGAAGGCAAAAGGACAGGAGCUGAAGAGAAGAAAUAAAACACAGAAAGACGGGGGAAGUGAAAAGCCCCAAAAGGCUUUGCAGAAGGCGGUGACUUCCUCUGGAGUCAAGUUAAAAAAGAGAAAGGGGAAGAAAGUGAAGCCACAAGAGGACCAGAAGAAAGCGGUACAAGAGUGAUACGAAGAAGGACGUCCAUUUUUUUCAUUUACUGCCAAUUUUCACUUUUGUGCUUUGUAAUAUCAGAGGAUAAAAUAAA